AAGAUAACGAAUGUCUUAUCCACUCAUUCGCUGUUUUUUCAUUUCAAUGCAGAUAACAAUUUUCACAUCAGAUUCGUCGUAGAUUUCAUAUUGUGCUUUAUUAAGCAGUGCAACUAAUAUUUUAAGUAGACAAAGUUACCAUCGACAGUCUGUAGACAACAGUCAACUGUAAAAGUUGUUAGAGUUAUUGGGAUUGUGUUGCCAGUACCUGUGAUUUCGUUAUUUGUUACUCUUAAUCCGUAAUUCGUAAUUGUGCGCAUUUGGCUACUAAAAAUCUACAAAAAUGGCAAAAACUCGAGUUUAUGUUGUUGGUGUUGGAAUGACAAAGUUUGAGAAGCCCGGCCGUCGGGCUGACGUUUGUUACCCAGACAUGGCUAAAGAAGCAGUUACAAAGGCUUUGCAAGAUGCUAAAAUUAACUAUUCAGAGGUACAACAGGCCACCGUUGGCUACGUAUAUGGUGACUCGACAAGUGGACAACGUGCAUUGUACGAAGUUGGCAUGACUGGUAUUCCAGUCUACAAUGUUAACAAUAAUUGCUCUACAGGAUCAAGCGCAAUAUUUUUAGCAAAACAAAUAAUUGAAUCCGGCAAUGCUGACUGUGUGUUAGCACUUGGUUUUGAAAAAAUGGAACGUGGUUCUCUAUCAGCCAAAUAUUUCGAUCGUGCUAAUCCCAUGGAGCGUCAUAUUACCGAAAUGGGUGAAUUAGCCGAAAUAUCUUCCUCUCCCAUGGCCGCACAAAUAUUUGGAAAUGCAGGCAAGGAGCACAUGAAAAAAUAUGGCACGAAACCAGAACAUUUCGGCAAGAUUGCAUGGAAGAAUCACAAACACUCAGUUAAUAAUCCAUAUUCUCAAUUCCGUGAUGAAUACACAUUUGAACAAAUUAUGAAAUCCCCACAAGUGGUUGAAGGUGUUCUGACUAAAUUGCAAUGUUGUCCAACUUCUGAUGGCUCUGGUGCAGCUAUUUUGGCUUCAGAGCAAUUUGUUCGUCGGCAUGGACUCGAAUCACAAGCCGUAGAGAUCGUUGGAAUGGAAAUGGCUACCGAUCCAGAAUCAACAUUUAGCGAUAAGAGCCUUAUGAAGAUUGCUGGUUAUGAUAUGACACGUCUGGCUGCAUCUCGUCUUUUUGCAAAGACUGGUUUUAAACCACAAGAUGUAAACGUUGUGGAACUGCACGACUGUUUCUCAGCGAAUGAGCUUAUCACUUAUGAAGCGUUAGGCUUAUGCGAAGAAGGUAAAGCAGGCGAAUUCAUUGAUCGAGGCGAUAACACUUAUGGUGGAAAAUAUGUGGUCAAUCCCAGUGGCGGUUUGAUAUCAAAAGGACAUCCAUUAGGCGCUACUGGUUUAGCUCAAUGUGCUGAACUAUGUUGGCAAUUACGCGGUUUGGCUGAGAAACGUCAAGUAGCAAAUUGUAAAUUGGCGUUGCAACAUAAUUUGGGAUUAGGAGGAGCUGUUGUAAUUGGAUUGUAUCGUUUGGGAUUCCCUGCUGCAGCUGGAGUUAAAUACAAUUUGACAAGUGCUUCUGCCACAAGCCCAGAUGGUUUCAAAGUAACUCCACUGCUCAAAUUACUUGAGACCGCCAUGCAAGAAGAUCAAGACAAUCUUAUAGAAAAAGUCCGUGCAAUAUAUGGUUUUAAAGUAACAAAUGGACCGAAGGGCCAAACAGGCUUUUGGGUUAUUGAUGCCAAAGAAGGCAAAGGCAAAAUAACUUUCAAUGGCAAAGAAAAAUGUGAUAUUACAUUCAUAGUAAGUGACGAAGAUGUUACCGAAUUAAUCAGCGGAAAAUUGCCUCCACAAAAAGCAUUUUUCCAAGGCAAAGUAAAGGUGCAGGGCAAUAUGGGCAUAGCUAUGAAACUCAUGGACUUGCAGCGGUCGGUACAAGGACGUAUUGAAACAUUACGAGCAAAAUUAUAAUUCCAAACAUAGCAUAUUGCUUUUUUUAUGACAUACUUAUGAAUAUAUAUUUAUUUAUAUAUGUACUUAUUGGGUAUGGGAUUUCCACGUUAAAUGGCAAAGAUACAAGCAACAAAUAAAUAUGUGCAUACAUUUCUAUAUUUUUCCUUAUAUACAAACAUACUAUUUUAACGUUUUUAUGACAAUUAUUUUAUAAUAAACUAUUUGACCGCAUAUUUAACGGUUUUUACAUUUUCCUUUCCUACUAUCAGGAUUUCAUAUUUAAAUAAUUUAUCUUAAUCUAAUAUAACUGUGUUCACAAAUAAUAACUGCGAUACAUAAUUGUAUUUACAAAUGAGAUUAUGUCAAAUACUAUAUGUAUACAUAAAUUUUCAUAUAUUUAUCAUUUUAAAUAGCCUACGACAGCUUUCCUUCCAUUUAUCGCAAAUGUCCUUACAAAUUGAUUAUUAUGAUCGAAACACAGAAGCUCCACAUUGAGAUAUAUGGCAAGCAUACAUAGACCAAUAUAUAUACGGACAAAUAUAGCAUCCUAUAUUUACAUAUAUAUGUUCAUUCCUUUUCUUGUGCAGCUUUCUCUUUCGCAGUUUUUCGUCUCGAUGAUGUAUGUAUUUGAUUUAAUUUUCAUCAAAUAUUACAUAAAUUAUAUAAGAAUUCAAUAUUUAAAGAAAAUAUACUUAAAAAUAGAUUUGUUUAAUUAUUUAGCAAUGUCUUAGAGGAACUUUUUUGCACAAUUCUGUUUUCGUAAACAAUAUUAAUAAUGCAAGCCCAGACUGAAGCAAAGCAAAUGAACUUAAUAAGAACAAAAUAAGAAAAACUUAGUAUUCUGGAAUCGAAAUUAAGGAAUAUAUCUUCAAUACUCGAUAGUCUGGUGUAAAAAAAAUCUGUUUAUUCUGCAAGGUGCUCAGUGCACUCUGUAUACGAAUACAUUUUAAUGCAAAGCUCACAUAUUUGUUCUUUACAAUGCAAUUUUGAGGUUGAAUUAACUCACUUCUAGUAAUAAAUAUAUAUAAAGAAAAUAUCAAGCCCUGAGCACUGCAUUAGCCUCUAUUAAAGACAUAUAAGCAGGGUAAUAAAGAUAGUUCGAGGGCAAACUAUAAAAUUGCCUUACGGUCAUCUAGGUGGGUGUAUGGAUGAGUUAUCGUCCCAGUACAACACUGUAACAUUUUGAGUUUAUAAUUAAUUCCACACGUAGGAAUCUUGAGCCAAAUCUUAUUUCGAACUGUUUCUUAUAAAAAGAAAAAUAGAUUUUUCAAUUGUAUAUUAAAAUAUAUAAACA
Molecule: messenger RNA, 3188 nt
Organism: Teleopsis dalmanni
Lineage: Eukaryota; Metazoa; Arthropoda; Insecta; Diptera; Diopsidae
Gene: ScpX
Product: non-specific lipid-transfer protein
Exons: 5
Coding region: 284-1912 (542 amino acids)
Molecular function (GO): acyltransferase activity, transferring groups other than amino-acyl groups
Source: RefSeq, a predicted model, not a curated record